This is a messenger RNA of Myodes glareolus (Bank vole), 548 nucleotides long. NCBI's taxonomy places the organism in Eukaryota, Metazoa, Chordata, Mammalia, Rodentia, Cricetidae. The record is from RefSeq and is a predicted model, not a curated record.
AUGGCUGCCAAAGUGUUUGAGUCCAUUGUAAAGUUCGGCCUAAUGUUAGCAGUUGCAGGAGGCGUGAUGAACUCCGUCUUAUAUAAUGUGGAUGCUGGGCACAGAGCUGUAAUCUUUGACCGAUUCUGUGGAGUACAGAACAUUGUGGUAGGGGGAGGGACUCACUUUCUCAUCCCUUGGGCACAGAAUCCAAUUAAAUUUGACUGCCGCUGGCAAUCACAAAAUGUACCAGUCAUCACUGGUAGCAAAGAUUUGCAGAACGUCAACAUCACACUACCCAUCCUCUUCCAGCCCGUGGCCAGUCAGCUCCCUCGUAUCUACAGCAGCAUAGGCGAGGACUAUGAUGAGCGGGUGCUGCCUCCCAUCACUACAGAGACCCCUAAAGUCGGUCUGUAGUGGCUCGCUUUGAUGCUAGAGAAUUGAUCACGCAGCGAGCGCUGGUCUCCAGGCAGGUGAGUGAUGACCUCACAGAGAGAGCACCAACGUUUGGGCUCAUCCUGGAUGACGUGUCCUUGACACAUCUGACCUUCAGGAAGGAGUUCACAGAA